GUCCCAGGCGCAGCAGCUGCAGCCGCCACCGCCUUCGCCGCCCGCAGAGGCGCCGCGGCUAUGAGGCCGAGCGUCCCCAGGUGUGCGUGAAGCUUUGUGCCAAAAUUCCAGUCGCCUUUCGAGGCACGGUCCGAAAGCGGAGCUCGCGCCGCCGCUCCCCCUUGGCGCGUCCUGCGGCAGCCGGAGGCAUGGAGGAGCCGGGCCCGGCGGGGCGCUGAACCCCGCGCAGCGCCCGCGCGCACACGCCCCCCGCUGCUGCCGCGCGCCCCCCAGCCCCGCCCUCCCGGCCCCGGCUCCACCAUGACCGGCUCUGCGGCGGACACUCACCGCUGCCCCCACCCCAAAGGCGCCAAAGGCACCCGGUCCCGGAGCAGCCACGCACGGCCCGUGAGCCUCGCCACCAGCGGGGGCUCAGAGGAGGAAGACAAAGACGGCGGGGUGCUGUUUCACGUUAACAAGAGCGGCUUUCCCAUCGACAGCCACACCUGGGAGCGUAUGUGGAUGCACGUGGCCAAGGUGCACCCCAAGGGGGGAGAAAUGGUGGGCUCCAUCAGGAAUGCCACCUUCUUGGCAAAGCCUUCAGUACCCCAGGUUCCAAACUACAGGCUGUCGAUGACGAUCCCAGACUGGCUGCAGGCCAUUCAGAACUACAUGAAGACACUACAAUACAAUCAUACAGGGACCCAGUUCUUUGAAAUUAGGAAAAUGAGACCACUGAGUGGGUUAAUGGAAACAGCGAAAGAAAUGACUCGAGAGUCCUUGCCUAUUAAAUGCCUUGAAGCUGUCAUCCUGGGCAUCUACUUAACCAAUGGACAGCCUUCCAUCGAGCGAUUCCCCAUCAGCUUUAAAACCUACUUCUCAGGAAACUAUUUUCACCAUGUCGUGCUGGGGAUUUAUUGCAAUGGCCACUAUGGCUCGUUGGGCAUGAGCCGGAGGGCGGAGCUGAUGGACAAGCCGCUGACCUUUCGGACUCUGAGUGACCUUAUCUUUGACUUUGAAGACUCCUACAAGAAAUACCUGCACACAGUCAAGAAGGUCAAGAUUGGGCUGUAUGUCCCCCAUGAACCUCAUAGCUUCCAGCCUAUUGAGUGGAAGCAGCUGGUCCUCAAUGUCUCAAAGAUGUUGAGGGCUGACAUAAGGAAGGAGCUGGAGAAAUACGCCAGGGACAUGAGGAUGAAGAUCCUGAAACCUGCAAGUGCCCACUCUCCAACCCAAGUAAGAAGCCGAGGAAAAUCCUUGUCCCCCCGAAGGAGGCAGGCAAGCCCCCCGAGACGGCUUGGCAGGCGAGACAAAUCGCCUGCUCUGCCUGAGAAGAAAGGGGCCGAUCUCAGCACUCUGAAUGAAGUGGGCUAUCAAAUCCGAAUCUAGGCAAAGCCAUACCAGCCAGCAAGAGGGCUUCUGUGGUGCUUCUCUCCGCACUUUACCCAGCGUCUUCAGGGGGAACUGCAACUAUUUAUUAAGGACUCGUGAGUUUUAUUUUUAAGGAUUCACUUGGAAACAGAAUCUGAGUGGGUGGUAACAAUGUAAAAAAAAAUUCAUGCAGGGGAAACCAUGAAGAGGCUAUAGUCAUACACCCCACUGGGGUUGGACUGUCUCCCUCCCUCCAGAGCGAAAGGAUAAUACCAUCGAUGUAGUUCUGUAUUUUUCCACUUACAUUCUACAUUCUUUUAUUGGCUCGCCACAUCACCCCUCACCACGGACGUGUUCAUGAAACUCUCCCUCCCACUUGAUGGAGUAAGGUUAACUCGAUCAGUAUUAAUGUUUUCUGCAGCAAUAACACAGGCAAAGAAUGGUGGGUUUUUUUUAAGCUGUCAAUAUUACCUCAGCAUCUUGACAUCAGAUAUGCAAACUUAAUAGUGUUUUGGUUUUUUAUAUUCUAUUUAUAUUGCUUCCCCGGUAUUUCCCCCUGGGGAAUCUCCACAGAGUUUGGAAUUCUUUCCUGGUGCAUACAUGUGAUGAGAUUUAAGGUAUUAUAUGCAAGUGUUUUUGCUAAAAAACACUGAAAUUCUUCUGGCAAUACGGGAAAUCAUUUUCAGGAGUUACUUUCGUAAUCUUUCUCAAAGCACCAUUGACAGCAGUCUUUGUUCUUUCAAAACGAAACAAAAGAAAGCACGUUCAGAGGCUAGUCUGCGUUCUGUCACUCACAUUUAAACUUUGCAGACUCUUGCAAAAAGGAGAAGCAGUCGUGCAGGAUUAGAAAAAUUUACUGGGCCUUGUUUCUGAAGGACUCACUGCUGUUAGAGAUGUGUUCUGAUGUCUUAUAUUAAGACCACAUUGGGCUCGAUGUGAUUCUUCCCAGCACCUUGCUUUUCGGUACGACUUCGUGGUGUUUAGGAUCUGCUGUUGAAGGAUGCAGUGAAUUAGAGAAGCACGGGGCCUUUCUUAAGCGGUGAAGUCUUCAGGUCCAGUGUUACACCUUAUAGCGUGACUCGGGCCACAGCGCUCGGUGUGACUGGCCCGCACACGGUUGUGCCAGGGUCACUCCUGGCAGCAGACCACGCAGAGUAACUCUAGCAGCACCCCGAGUCUGCAUGUUAUCACUGUCAAGAACACAGCUUCUAGUUUGUCUAUCUUAGUAACCAUGGCAACUCAUGAGACCAAAAGACAUUGAAGUGAAGUCUACUAGUCAACAGAAGUGUUACUUCAGUCUCAGUCUUCCCCUCUGACUUUCUUUGACUGGCGGUGAUUUUAGGAAGCGAUUAAAAAAAUGGGAAUCUGCUCAUUCCGAUUCUGCACCUCUGAGGGUGAGUGACGGAGAGAGAAAGGACUGCACCCAUCCUUUAGCCGUGUGACAUGAACUCACUUUACCCUAAAAAUUGAUGGUAUUACUGGAGAGUAUUGGUUUCUUGGGGGAAAAAGGAAGUCUAAUGUCUUUUACAUAGACAGGAACAAGCAAAUACACAUCUAAAUUAGAAUAAAAUAUAGCGUAAGUUAAAAAUUCUGAAGUUAAUCCCUUCAAAAAUAGUAUUAUCAGUCAGCAGUGUUUACAAUGAGUUACCUUUGUGUAUCUUCACAAGGCAAACCCAUCUGCAGCCCGUGGCCACGUGGAUUUAUGAUGGUGAAUCGUUUCGUUCUCAUUCUGAAAACAGAUCUGUAUCUUCUGUUUAUCAACCCGAAGCUUUAUUAUACCCAAUAAGAAGACUUUGUAACACUGCGAUCCUCCUAAGAGCUUGCAAUAGGGUUUUCCAAGCAUUACUUAUGUGCUGUCCCGACUAAAACAUAGAAAGUCCAUAGUUGUACACCUUCUUGUUUCUCACAAAAAAGCGGGGAAAAGAAUAGGAAUACAAAGUGUUUCUAAUAUGCUGAUGGAUAAAUCUUAAAGCUGCCAACUGGCUUGAUGAUUCAAUUAAGUAAGUUAAUUUCUUCCACACUAACUUCUUGAUUUUAAGAGUCGUUUCUCCAAAGUGAGAGUUAGUCACAGAACCAUGCAAAUUCAUUGAAAAUGUUCUUAGUUGUCAUUCUAUUGUUAAUGCUUCUGGAAUGUUAAUUUCUAAAAGAUGUGAGAAAGGAGCCAAACUCCUAAAUUCUAGUGCAAUAAUUUAAUUUUAAUAUAAAGGCAAAACAAAAAAAAAAUGAUAUGAUUUGCCCACCCCAAAAUGGAUUUUGAAACUGGCUACAAUUCAAAAGAUCAAAAAUGAAACUGAAAUGGUUUGGAAUAUAGUUUUGAAAAUGUUAUAAUGCAAGAGAAAUUUUAUGCUCAAGCCAUUAUGGCAAUAUAUGCAAAGUUUAAAUGAAUGACAGAAAUCUUGAUUUUAGACUACAUGUGAAUACACUUUAUUUCAGAAAGUGAUAUUUGCUAUUUUCUAUACACUCUGAAAUCAUGAACAUUUCACUUUUUCUAAGUCGAUUAUUUCAUAAGGAUUUUAUU
Artibeus jamaicensis (Jamaican fruit-eating bat) is the source of this 3868-nucleotide messenger RNA. RefSeq names its product vasohibin 2 (gene VASH2). Bases 301 to 1368 code for a protein of 355 amino acids. The transcript is spliced from 9 exons. Gene Ontology annotation, biological process: regulation of angiogenesis. Gene Ontology annotation, cellular component: cytoplasm. Lineage: Eukaryota; Metazoa; Chordata; Mammalia; Chiroptera; Phyllostomidae. The record is from RefSeq and is a predicted model, not a curated record.